AUGGAACCUUACCCACUUGCCGCGCAUCUCUCCAGCGAGGCGCGCUCCUCGCCGUUUUCUCCACACGCCUUUGACUCCACCGGCCAUGGCGUCCUCGUUGCACGCCGCCCACGUCACGGCGGUGGUGGCCACGACACCUUUGGAGAGCGUGAUCAGAGUGCUGCGCAGCGUGGCCCUCCGCUGCGGCUCAGCACACGCCGACUGCAGGUGUUCAGCUACGUCCUCGCGGAGCUUAGCAGUGCCACGACGCUCCUGCCGGACUACACAAAGGCGAUCCUGAAUCUCUCGCGGCGGCUCGUCGGGGCUUGGCAGGCGGUGACAGCAGCCGCAGUUGCGCGAACGUGGUAUGAGCACGCGCUGGUGUGGGCAGCUCAUCAAUGGAAGCGAACCAAAACUUCACAUUUGAGGGCAUCAUCGUUGACGAAGAAGGCCAGCGAAAGCUACGGGGCUUUCAUGAGGGUGUCGAGGCGCUCAUCGCGAAGGCGAGCAGGAGAGAAAAAGAAGCGGUGCAGCUCCGUGCCAGUCACCGCAGCAGCUGCUGCAUCGUCACCGUCCCCCGCUGUUGCUGCAGCACUCUUCGACUCGGCAGCCGCUUCACACAAGCGCCGCCGACUGGCCCGAGAGGCGACGCCAGCGGCUGCAAGCUCGGACGUGGCUCUGACGGAUCAGAGACUGGGGAGGUCGCAGCAGCCGUCCAACACUCCCAGCGAUGGCAGCGCACCGGCCCUGCCUUGCGUCGACUCCCCUACAUCAUCCAGCAAACACCUGCAAGCUGACGUAGCAGCGACACCACCGUUGCCGUCGCCCUCUGAUCGUUGUCGUGGGGGUCUCCACAGCCGCGUUGCCCACAAGCGCCGCCGGCAGCUUGUGCAAAGAACUCUGCAACAGCUGUGGCUGGAUGCGCAGGAGGCGGAGGACAAGGCAGGGCAGCAUGUGGAGUAUAUUCGCGGCCUCGUCGUCAACGCCUUGUAUCAGCAAUACUUGCAAGUCACGGUCGAGGCUAGCUACCACGACGUGGUUCUGUAUCGAUGGCUCUCGCCGUGGCUGUUUGCGGUGCGCCGUGGCAGCGCUGGCCCGCGGCAGACGUGGCUGCGCCAAGGUUAUCGUCAGCGCUGCCGCAGCGCGUCGGCCCCCCAGGGGGGCGGGUCUCUCCAGCACGCGCUUCAGCACCAAGCUGCUGUGCAGGUGGUUGCUGAUGUGCAGCUUCUGCGGUAUGUGCUAGGCCGCGCUCGCAUUGCGGCGGGCCCAUCCCGUGGCGCAGGGAGGCGCAGCAGCAGUAGUGGCGACUCUGGCAUCGUCGUGGCAUCGCUGGCGAUGGGGCACGGCAGCGCGUCCAGCGUUCCUUUGCCGCCAACCACAGCUGCCGCGCGAGGCGCCGUCGGUGCGGGAGGUCCUGCAUCCUUUGCCACCGUUGAUGGAGGCGGGGCCGCCGCCACCGCAAGCAGUGAGGGGACCAACAGUGACGGUGUAGCUGCACGGCGGACUGCCUCAACUGACGGCAGUCGGAGUUCCUCUGGGCUGAGCACCCACGACCCCUUGGACGACUGCACGCUCGCUGUGCCGAUGCCCUUAAAGUCGUUUUUACAGGCGUGCGUGUUGUUCGAUCCUACGCACUGCGCCUUCGCUCUCAUGUCGCGAUGCGUCCUGCUCGCCCAGCACGUCCGGAGCGGGGACGAUGAGCAGGCGGUGCCGCUCCACGUCGCGCCAGAUGGGAAAGGGGCUUGGCAAGAAGUGCGCGGCGGAGUGGGCAGAGCCGAUGAGGGCGCGACCGAGGGGGUCGACGGCGAAGCGCCGGCCCGGGAGUACUUCGGCCUCUUUUACGUGGUUAUCGCCCGGCGUGCCAUCGGUGGUUGCGCCUGCACUGCCAUGUGCUUCGGCAACCACAAGUUCAUAUUCGUCCGCUGCCAUGACACCGAGGCGCUGCUACGAGAGGCGAUGCCGGGCGCGGAGAGCGACGGGGGUGCGUGUGAGGGGAGCGAGGCAUCGGCGGAAGCGACUGAAGAGGAGGAAGAGCGGCACCCCGCUCACGUGUCACGUCUAUCGGCUGACGCAGAUGCGACGACGUGCACAUCGAAUGAGGCGGUAGGGGAGGCCGAGAGGCUUGCAGGUACCGAUGCGCAGACACCGCCCUCCGCCUCCACUUCCUCGACGGCUGGGAUGGUUGCAACCGCCGAGGGCCACCGACGCCACCUCCCCCUUUCCCGUUUUUGUUCCCACAGCCGACGGAUGGACAAGUUGACUUUGCCGUCGCCAGCACGCGGGAUCAGCGCUCUCAGUGCACACGACGCACAUCGACUCAAGCGUGACGCCACUGAGAAGAGCGGCACUGGCGAGCGCGGUCGCGUCGCCGAAGCGGGUCCGUCACGCAGGCCACCGUCGGAGGCGGCAACGCACUCGUUGCCUUCGUCCCCGAGAUCGACACCUCCGAGCGGCAGUGUGCAAUGCACGUUGUCUGGACAGCCGCACUCGCCGAUGCGGCUGCGCCUCUCGACAGCGGCCGGUGGGAUGAAAGCGACGGCGUCCACCGCGUGGAGUGGCGCAGCGCUCGGCGCUGCGGCGCUGCAGUCGUCGACUGCCGAGGAACGUCUGCGGACGCGCGCCCUGACGCGGCAAGCCCCUUCGCCACAUGGGAAGCGGUUAUUUACGCAGACGCUUUCGGCGACGCAGGACGCCUCUUUCACCGACUGCGCCAUUGCUGCUGCACCAGGCCGUGCAUAUACGGCAUCCACCAUAGCGUCGUUGGCCCCCGCACUGCGACAGCCGAUCAGGGCCGACGCGCGCAGCAGUGCCGCCCUGGUGUCGGAUGCUUCUCUCCAGUCGCUCGCCGCACGGGCGGAAUCGAUGCCAGCAUGCUCACCGCUGUCACCACUGCUGCAAGGGACGGCGAGUGUCUUUCCAGGAGACGACGCCCUUGCCGAUGAGGAAGACGUUGAGGCCGAAUUCUCCUGCGCAUCUGCGCUCAAGCCCCUGCACACGGAAUCCAGCCGGCAUGCUGUGGGUGGUGGCCUUGCGACGCGCUGCACCGCCUCCGCUACACACCCCAUGCCAGGCUCGGCGCUUCUGCCAUGCCGGGCUUCCUCUUCCACAUCGCUCACCUCUUCUUCCUUUGUUGCCGCCUUCAGUGACAGCGAUGACGACGCGCAGGAUGCAGACGCCGCUGAUCGCGCCCGUUGUCUGCAGCAACGCCACGGGUUCACCGCAGCGUAUCCGGAUCGCAUCGCGGACGGAGAUGAUGAGCGGAGCACGGAGGAGGAAGAUGCAACGGCAGAAGACGGUGAAGGAGUUUUUGGCAGCAGCAGCACGCAAGCCUUUGUCGUUAUGCACUCGGUCCUUUGCAGCUGUGGGGCACAGGACCUCACGAGCGAAUUUGGCGAGGCUACAGAGCCCGCGGCGGCGGCAUCGCCGUGGUUCACGACAGCAGCGACACCCAGUUUCUUUGAGCGUAGUCACGCACGUCGACGCCAGCUGGAUACGCCGCUGGAAUGGCCGAGUGCGCCGCUGGGGGACAGCGUGCAGGGGCUGUCGGGUCGCUCUUCCGUGCCUUGCGCAGCAGACGCGGACUUUCCUUUCUCGUACUUCGAGCAACGCGUGCUACUGCCGCCUGGGAGUGGACACGAAAGGCGGGUGGGUGGCGGGUGCAGCGGCGGCGGUGAUGGUGAAGCUGCUCAUCCUCGCGCUCCACUGAUUGAGAUGGAGCAGAAGAAUCUUUCUCCGACGCUGCCAUCCGCAUGGGCAGCUGAGCCGACAGAUGCGCCGCUUGGCGUUGCCUGCCCGCGUGCUCGAGCGGCAGGUGCUGAAGCUGCUGCAGCACAACAUAAAGCGGCCGCCACCGUUGGAGAUGCUGGUGCGCUGCCGGUGGAAGUCGUGGUGUCUUCGCCACCGGACCCCGAGGAGUCCAAGCUCUAUGACUUUGCGAAGGAAUACAGUGGCCCCGAGCCGAAAGGCACAUCGUCUUGUCAUCGCCAACACGCGUUGUGUGCUGCAGGCACGUCCGCGGUGGAGCCAUCAGAGGGGGACAUGGCGUUUGCUGCGGAGCUGUAUGCACGGCUGCAGUUCUGGAGUCUGCGCGGCCAGGACCGAAGCGCUUACAUUGAUCCCUCGUGGACGCGGCAGUCAAGCCACAAACGCCCUGAGGGGGAGAAGUGGAGCGCGCCGUCUGCCUCUCACAGCUGCGCCGGCAACACGGAGACCCUGGAGGAGCUGGUGGAAGCUGAUCGUCAGCACCCAGCGGCACCGUUCGCCAGCUACGCCACAGGGGUCGAUGCUCCCAGGAGAGUGCAGACUGGGAUGAGUCGUGCAGCACCAGGCACACGAACAAGCGACAAGCCGGUGCCAGGCGAAGCAUCGCAGUCGUCGCCGGACUCGUCGAUGAACGCAUCUGACGGCGUCAGCUCGAAAAACGCUAUCGAGCUUCCACUUCGCCUGCUCCACUGCACGGUCGGCACUAUUGCGCUUUCAGAUGAGGCGCUGCAAGCGCCGCCGAGGGCGGGUACCAAGGUGCGGAAGCGUCGACGUGCCGCGCACGCUGACGAGCGGCAGACGAAGCGCAGGUCGAGGGUGGCAGGGAGCAGUGGCGCGACGGAGGAGGAAGCGGACGAUCCUCUCGCAAAAGACGCCGAGGAAUGUGAUGAGGGAGGUGAGAGCUUCCCGCGCUUGCCGUCUCUCAUGACCGUCAAUGCGCGUGGCAAAGCGCUUCUCUUUGAGGCUCUGCGCGAGGCCACAGAGGUGGUGGUGUGUGGCGUGCGAGAGAGCCGUGCCCACACGGGUUACCACGACGUGCUUCAUCAGCGCUGUCCCCCACCGCCUUCAUCGACCUCGGCAUCCGCCGCGCCGCAGAACGGAGCCGGCGUGCGCUCGGAGGGAGAUGCAGGCCAGGUAGGUCACGACCCGCGUGCUGAUGCGGCGGUGACACCGACGACUGGUACGCCAUCGAAAUCGACGUGGAUUACGACCGUGAACCCGUGGAUGGCUGCUGCUGCUGCGGCGCAAGGGUGCAGUUUUCGUGUUGCAGCCGGCACGCUCUCCCGUGACGGACGGAACCCCUUCGCCUUUGACACCCAUCGGCACCUAGGCGUGUGCGGCAUCGUCUGCUGGUCUCAAGGAGACAUCUCGCGCGAAGAGGAGGCUGGAAGCUCGCCGGCGGACGUGAGUGACGACGAGGCUGUGAUGACCAUGGCGGUGCCGACGGAGGACAGCGCGCCCCACGGUGCGGAAGGGAUUAGCGGCGCCACGCACCACCAGGAUCACGUGCGUCGCUCCGAUUCUUCUCACAUGCCCAAGUGGCGGUGGCCGAAACUUCCCGCCAAUGACCACAAGCAGUGGCGCUGCGAGCUGCUCAAGAGCGAGUUCCGUUUGGCCCGAUCGCGGUGCCUCGACUGCCUUCUCGUCGACCAUACCCAUGGCCGCCCGAUCGCAGCGAUCACGCUGGCUCCUUGGUCGUGGCCACGUGCGUGCUUUGGCUUACCCUCGGACGCCGUCUACAGCGGUGACGACGACGGGGACGACGAGGGGGUGCCGUCGAGGCGAUGCACAGAGCGGCAUCGUGCUGGCGCCGAGGCCGCGGACGCGCCGUCUCCACAGGAGGUGGUGCAGCGCAGCGUCUACAUCGUGGUUGGCUUCACCCACUACAUAGCACCGCUAUGGCGGCACUUGCGAGAGGAGAAGGCGGUGCUGGUAGACAUGGACCGCACCCUCAUCGACAACGCCAUCACGGAGCGCUCGGCUGUCGAGCGGCAGCGUCACCUCCGUCAUCUACGCCGCGUCGUGGCGGCUGCUGAAGGCGUGGCGGGGGCUGAAAACCCGUGCGUGCUCUGGCGCCGAUACCCGGCGACGCCGUCGUCCGAGCGCUUCGCCGGCGCGCCGCUCCGACUCGGCCGCAACGACGCACCGCCGCUAACGGCAGAGGAGCUUGCCGAGUCGAUGGUGAGAGGGGCGGAUGGGCAGCAGGAGGGCGUGUUGCACCUGGACAGCAGGGGACACCACCUCCACAGCAACGGCACUUUCCAUUUUUCACACAGGCGUACCGAGGCUGUCGAGGACGAUUGUGUGCUGCGGCCGGCCAUACGACAGAGGCCUCCGCACACUCCUGAGCCCCUGUUGUCUCAUGCACAGGCUACGACGGGCGACACCUCUGCCCUCUCCAGUGGCUGCUUGCUGCAGUGCUUCAUGCGCCGCACCGCAUCGCAGCGGCGUAGUCUUGGCAUCGUGCACUACGAAGAAUGCGGCGCUGUCAGAUACACUGCUGCUUCCCCAUCUGCACUAGGGCCGGCUUCGGCAGUGGACUCGCCGUCCAAGAGCGGAUACGGCCACGGCUACAGCAGUUUUGCGAGCCGCGACACGCGAGAAACGUCAUCUGCGUCAAGCGCCGAUGCAGAUGCUCUCAGGUCGAGCACCGCGAAGUCUGCCACCACUUCAGCGACUGCGGCUGCGACGCCUCCGGCCCGCUACUUGCUCGAUGUCGUGUACGUGCGUCCCGGUGUGCGCCAGUUCCUCUACCGUGUUGCCACCCAGUGGAACAUUCCGGUAGUGCUGGUUACAAAGUCAACGCGGAGCCGCACCGAGGCCAUUCUGCGCCAGGUGCUCGACCCGCACAGAGUACUCUUCCCCGACAUGCGAUCAAGCGUGGUGACGGCGGACGAGAUGCUUCGCUGGUGCGAUGACGCAGAAAGGCGUCAUGAUGACGUCGGCACGGAUGAGGAGGCGUCUGCGGCGUCAGACGUCGGUUUCGCUGGUCCCGUGGGAGGAAUGCCAGCGGGCCACAGCAGGUCUGCAACAUCAAGCGUGCCCAAUUCAGCUCACGCGCGCCUGGUCCCGUUGCAGAAGCCGGCACCGAAGAGCACGGCUGAGCGCAUUGCACGAUGCCGCAAAGGCGCCCGGCGCGUUGUGCAGUUCAUUUUGGAUGCCGCCGCAAUGACAGCGGCUCGUCGCGCGUGGCGCGCUCCGGCGUGGUGCGACUGGCCCAACCGCCUGCCGAAGCCGCGCAGCAUCGCUGUGCUGGAUGACGCGCCGCAGGUAUGGGAGGAGUCGGACUGGCCGUGUACGGUGAACGUGGCCCCCUACACACUCGCCCGCGUCGAUCCGCGGGCGUACUUCAGCCGUCGCGGCUACGUCACCUCCCUCGUGCUCUCUUGCUUGUACGGGUCGAAGUGCUUGGUGUGCAGUGAGGGUGUGCUGCGACUGCCAGAGUGGCAAGGGGCUGAUGCAUUGACAUCCCCGUCCUCUCCCCACACUCCUUCAGCUACGCUGAGCGUGCCAGAGAGCCGUGGACUCGGGGCGUACCGCUGGCCGCACUGCGUAUGCGUGUGUCCGCCAGAUCAUCUUCGCGACCUCGCCCGCGCGGAGGAGGAUGUCCCGGUUGGCUACACUAACACCAGCUUCAGCGCCGCCGCCUCAGAUCUGUCGGCUAGCGUGAGCGCGAUGCUGACGGCGCUGCUCUGGCGCAUGUCGAACAACGCCGCGCUGUGCAGCUCCCAGCAACCACUGCUGCUGCCGGCCAUCGAGGACUCGGUGGCUACAGAGCUGACAGAGCAGGCAAGAGGUGCUGAGAGCCAGGUUGGGGCAAGCCGCCGUGGUGGCGGCCGCCGACGUCGGCGCCGGCGCCACGCCUGCGAUCUGGGCGCGACCAUGUGUCCUGCCAGCGAAGACCGAUGCGAGAAGGCCCUCCCUGCCACGGCGACAGUAGUCGAUGUGUUGAGGCGCGCCGGAAGGGCUAUGCGGCCAGGACAUGUCGACACUGAAGGCAUCGCGUCUCCUUGGUCUCCCUCGUCUGCGGUGUUCGCUACGGCGACAUGCCACUCCUUCUCCUCUGCCUCGGCCUCAGCACAGUCAGCUUCGUCACCGUCGUCAUCAUCGUCAGCGUCUCGCUCGAACCCUUCGUUGUCGUCCACCACCGCCUCCUCAUUCUCGUUGGAGCCGUUCGCAUGGGGCGCGGGCUUUGGCCAUGCGGCGGUGAACGCGAGGACCGACACUUGCAGCUACGCGCCGAGUACCAUGAUGACGGCCGCGUCGAUGCCGCCGACUCCGAUGACCUUCCACGCCUUUCCCGACCUGCCGCUUGAGUCCAGGGUGCUAGGCGGUGUGCCUGAAACAGACGAUGACGAGCAGCACGGAUUGCGCUUCAGCAUGGGCAGUUUAUCUGCCAACACUACGGCUAGCAGCAGGAAUACGGUAAGGGGAGAGAGUGCAGCCUUGCAGACUCCCCCAUGGGACGGCUACACUGAUGCGACCUCGAACGGCUACGAAGCGCAUUGUUUGCGUUCGUCUGCAGUGGAUGAUGUGAUUCCGUUGGAGAUGCAGGCGGCACCGUCGGUGCUGGAGCCUCUUUGCACACCGGGUAGUCCCAGCUACUGCACUGAGGACGUAGGCGGGGCGCUUGCCAUGGCGUCGGUUGACUCGGUCCCGUGGUCGUCUGGUGGUUCGCAUAAGGCUUUGCGGUCGAGCAGCAGCUUCACGCCUGCGCCCAGGAAGGGUGUCGUGCCCAUCACCUCUGUGCCGGGGACGCUUACAGAGAGGGUUGUGGUUGAUGUCGACGAGCCAGCGCCGCCGUGGGUGUGCGAGGCAGAGCUGCAGCGGCCGCGGCACCGACUCCUCGAUGACCUGCUUGACGAAGUCGAGGAUGUCACCCCGCUGUGA
Messenger RNA from Leishmania major strain Friedlin, 8631 nucleotides. RefSeq lists its product as hypothetical. The record is from RefSeq and is a predicted model, not a curated record. The transcript has a single exon. NCBI's taxonomy places the organism in Eukaryota, Euglenozoa, Kinetoplastea, Trypanosomatida, Trypanosomatidae. Bases 1 to 8631 code for a protein of 2876 amino acids.